Messenger RNA from Clunio marinus, 5848 nucleotides. Lineage: Eukaryota; Metazoa; Arthropoda; Insecta; Diptera; Chironomidae. The record is from the annotation of a GenBank genome assembly.
AUGACAUCAUUCCAUGGUGAUUUUGUGGGUUUAUUGAUUUUAAUUUGUGCAACAAAUGUGAUUCUAGGUCAAGCUUAUUCGUACAGCUUAAAUAAUCCCAAAGACAAGGUUUAUUCAACUAAAGAGAGCUCAUCAGACAGUGAUGAUUCGUAUCUCGGCUACUCAUCAAUCACAGGCGAUUUUAGCGGUGAUGGAAGUCAAGGAGUUGCUGUUGGAAUGCCACGUGGUGCAAGCUUAUUGGGAAAAGUUUUAAUCUUUUCAUGGAAUCUUACAAAUCAAAUUAACAUCACUGGCGAACAGAUUGGAGCAUAUUUUGGUUAUUCACUUUGUGCUGUUGAUGUUGAUGGUGAUAAACUUGAAGAUAUCAUUAUUGGCGCUCCAAUGUAUACCGAGAAAAACAAUGAAGGAAAAUAUGAAAAUGGCAGAGUUUACAUCGUUUAUCAAACCCGUUCAGAAAAAUUCAGAGAAGUUGAAACACGUGAAGGAAAAACAUCAAAAGGUCGAUUUGGAUUAUCACUUGCGUCACUUGGUGAUCUUAACUUAGAUGGGUAUGGUGACUUCGCUGUUGGUGAACCUUAUGGUGGAAAGAAUGGUCGUGGCGCUGUUCAUAUUUAUUAUGGAUCAAAGAAUGGACCAUUAGAAAAAGCAUCGCAAAUAAUUUACGCUGAAGAUGUUGUUGGAACUGACCAUUUGACAACUUUCGGCUUUUCACUUUCUGGUGGAAUCGAUUUAGAUGGAAAUAAAUAUCCUGAUAUGGUUGUGGGUGCUUAUGAGUCGAAUCGUGCAAUUGUCUUUAAAUCAAGAGCUGUGGUUGUGAUGGAAGCUUCAACAACUUUCGAAGCCCACAAUAAACUAAUUUCACUUGAAGAAAAGAAUUGUUCAAUCGGUCCUGAUAGAUCUGUGCCAUGCACAAAAGUAAAAUCUUGCUUGAAGUAUAAUGGAAUUAAUCUCCCAGUCAGUAUUGACGUUGAAGUAUCUUGGGUGUUGGAUCCAAAAAGUGUCAACGUUCCAAGAUUAUUCUUUUUAAAUGAUCACGGUAAAAAUAUCAAAAAUUCCACUAUGAGGCUUUCCCGUGGAAAGCCUGAAUGUCGAACGGAAGAUGUCUACAUAAGUGAAAAUAUUCGAGAUAAAUUAACGCCACUCGAAGUUGAAAUGAAGUAUAACAUUCGAAGAUCAUCAAGUUCAUACACAUCAUCAACAGUUUCAAGACGAAGACGAGCUACUUUAGAUCCAGUUAUUGAUGAGAAUCGAGGAACAGUUCAACAAGAUUCAAUUAAUAUUAUGAAGAAUUGUGGACCUGACAAUAUUUGCAUUCCCGAUUUAAAUCUUAAAGUUGUAACUGAGAAACGUUAUGUUGUUGGUUCAAAUGAAUCAUUGAUUAUUGAAGUUUUUGUGGCAAAUAAUGGUGAAGAUGCUUUUGAAGCAAAUUUCUUUAUGACUGUUCCGCCAAGUCUUCACUUCCAAAAAACAACAAAAGUAUUUGGAUCACCUCACAGUUGUACAGCUCCAUCGAACUUAAAUAACAACACAUUAAAAUGCGACAUCGGCAAUCCAUUACCAGCUGGAAAGUCAGUGAAGUUUAAGGUGUUACUGGAACCUUCAGUGCGUGGUGGUAAAAAUCAAAUGAACGAUUUUUAUGAUUUUUAUAUGGAAGCAAACACAACUAACUCUGAAGCUGAUGGUGGACGUUUCGACAACAUUGUUCAUGAAAAAGUAAAGAUUUUUGUUGAUUCUGAUUUCAAUUUCACUGGUUCUGUUAUGCCAUCUGACAUAAUCCAUUACAAUGCAUCACACUAUAAGACAUUCAAGGCUGCAGUAAAUGAAGAAGACAUUGGACCUCAAAUUAUUCAUAAAUACGAGAUUCAAAACGUUGGUUCAUCAGGUAUAGAAGAAAUCGAAGUGUUCAUUUAUUGGCCAGCAGAAACUCUAAAUUCAUCAACUCCGGAUCCGAUAAUUUACUUAUUGAGUCAGCCUGAAACUUCCGGACCAGUUCGAUGCGAUCCAUCACAGCAUGUCCAUUUAAAUUACUACAAUCGAGUCGAAUUCUUGAAAAAGAAUGUAACACUUGAAACGAGAAGUUACAUUGAUCAAGGACAUGCUACACGUCUUGGUGAAAGAGUGUCGGGACCACGUAUGAAUACUCCUGAAGGUAUUCCUUUCGAUGAAAAUGAAGACAGCAGAGAAUCAAGUGCUAGAGUUUCUCUUAAUGAACAGAAUCGUAAAAAGCAGUCAGGAUAUAGUCAAAGCUGGAAACAAAGUGGAUCAAGUGGAAGUGGUUCUGGAUCUGGUGGUGUAAUGACUCAAACAUCUUACACUGAAACUCAUCAUCAAGCUGGAGCCAGUGGUGGUGAAAGGCUUGGAGGAUCGCAAGGAUCUCAAAGAUGGUCUCAAAGUAGUUCAAGUGGAUCAAGCGGAAGUAAUUCUGGCUCUGGAUCUGGUGUAGUUACUCAAGAAUCUCGAAGAUGGUCUCAAAGUGGAUCAGGUGGAUCGAGUGGAAGUAGCUCUGGCUCUGGUGGUGGUGUAGUUACUCAGACAUCUCAUUCAGAAUCUGAUCAACAUGCAGGUGGCAGUGGUGGCUCUGGAUCUGGUGUAGUUACUCAAGAAUCUCAAAGAUGGUCUCAAAGUGGAUCAAGUGGAAGUAGCUCCGGUUCUGGUGGUGUAGUUACUCAAACAUCUCAAACAGAAUCUCAUCAACAAGCAGGUGGCGACAGAGUUGGAGGUCACAGUUUUGCAUGGGAUUCAGCAGGCGACCAAGGAUCAGCCAGCGGAAGUUCUCAAAGUUCACAAGAUCAACGAUAUGGCUCUGGUGGAUAUGUUGCCGGUUCAGGUUCACAAAGUUCACAAUAUGAUAGCAGACAUGGAUCUAAUGUUGGUGAAAGUUCUGGCUAUGAUAGAUCAACUCAAUAUGGUUACGACAGGUCAUCAACUGUUGGUGCUGGUAAUGGUAAUGCUCGUGAAUAUGAAUAUCAUGAAACCUAUAAUUCAUCUUCAAUAAAUGGCGGCCCAGUUGUGACACAUGUUGCAAGUAGAAAUCGUACAAUUCAUCGCGGUUCUGACGGUCAAGUGAUGGUAUCUGAAACAAGCACAGAAAGAAUCAUUACAGGUGGAUAUGGAAGUAGAUCUUUCGAAGAGAGUUCAGCUUUCGUUACUCAAGCUCAAUUAGAACAAGCUUAUGCAAAUCAUGUAGAAUUACGAAGACGAUAUGAUACUGGAGAUCGUGAAGUGUCCCUUUCGGCUAUCUCUAAAAGUCUUGCUGAUUAUGAAAGAAUAAGAAAAGUGCUUGAAGAACAAAGAAACCAAAGGCAACAUGAAGAUCGCAGACGUCUGCAAGAUGAACAAAGACGUGCUGAGGAGCAACGCAGACAACAAGAUGAAGAGCGUCGAAGAUAUGAAGCAUCUAGAGUUGAUACACAAUCCCAAAAUCGUGGAAGUUCUGGUCGUGAAUCAUCAUACGAUAGAAGAGUAGAAAGCAGUUACAACAGUGGAGGUAGCAGGUCGUCAAGUGAUGCUUUUGCCGGUGGACGAACAGAAGCUAACUACGAAAGUAAUGUUGAUCAAGACAUCUCUAAACUGUCAGCUCGUACACAUGCUGAACAUGAACAAUCAUCAGGAUCUGCUUCUCAUUCAGGAAGAAGACGUUUGGCGUCUCAACAAGAUGGUGAAGCUCCACGAUAUAAUAUAGCUGGAGAUGUGUCAGCAAUUGAAAAAGCAGCACAAGGUGGUCGUGGAUUCCAAACAUAUGGAUUCGAUGUUGGUGUUGUCGGGGCAAGAAAUAAUGUCGAUGAUGAGAUGAGAAGACAGAGUUCAUCAGGUGGUGGCAUUGUUGACGGUUCUGCGCAUAGGUCAUCAUCAUCGUAUAGCUCUCAACAUUCAUCUGGCAGUAGACAUGGCAAUGAUUACAGUCAAACGCACUCAAGUCAAAAUAGUUAUCAUCAAGGUCAUGAUGAUGAUAAUUUUGAUGACGAAUAUGAAGAUGUUGAGGAAAAUUUAGAUGGAAGCUACGAAGAUCAUAGCAGUCAAGUUACAUCAAAUCAAUAUCAAAGUGGGGGUGGUGGUGGUGGAAAUGUUUACACAAGACAUCACACUGUUUCUUAUUCCCAUCCAUUAAAUGUCCGCCAUGAGACAGUUGACAACCAGUUCAAACUUUAUCCUAAAAAGCGCGAUGUUUCAGCACAAAUGAAUAAUUUAGACGAUAAAGAUCUUUGUAGUGCAACACAAUGUUAUCAAAUAAGAUGUGUGGUUGGUCCUUUGGAUAAAAAUGCUGCUGCCUAUGUUGCUUUACGAACAAGAUUGGUUGUCCAUACGCUUGAAAAGUUGGCACCUGACACUGAAGUUAAACUUUCAACACUUAUACGUGGUCGUGUCACUAAACUUCCAUAUAUUGGAGAACUUGAAGCGCAAGAGUUUAAGAGUCAUGAGAUUGUCCUCAAAGCCGUCCCAAAUCAAGAGCCAAAGCCUGAAAUAAUUCCACUUUGGAUUUAUGUACUGGCAGCAGUCGUUGGCGCAUUAAUUUUGUUAUUGUUGAUUUAUCUUUUGUACAAGUGCGGGUUCUUCAAACGUAAUCGACCUACUGGAUCGCCCCACGAAAGACAACCGCUGAAUCGAAAUGGAAAUUACCACGGCGAUGAGCAUUUAUAAACGAUCGGAACAUAAAAUGUGCCGUUUUGUUAUUAGGAAAUUCUAUCUGUGACAAAGGAAAUGUUCAUGAGCAGCAUCAUAGUAAUUUAUGUAUGUAUGUAAGCUUCCAACUGCAAAAAUUAAUUGCCAUUUAUAGAUCUUUAAAAUUAUAUAAAAAAAGCGAAUAUAAAUUACUUCUCAUCAUUGCUAGUCAUUUUACAAAACAAUGAUCACAACGAGAUGUUUGAAAUGUCUCGUAGAUGGAAGCGCAUGAAAUAUUUUUUUUAAGAGAAUCUCCGAUUUGUUUAAUUAAGUUGAAAAAGAAUUCGAUUUGGCGAGGAUUAAUCUCAUUUUAAAUUACAUGAACAUAAAAACAACAUUAACUGCCAAAAUCUUUUCUUUUCCUUCUCGUUUCUUAAUAAGGAUGAAAAUGUUCGUAAGUUUCGUAGCAUUCAUUUUUAUACGAGUUUAAGUAUCUUAACUUAACAAAAAAUAUUAAUAAUAGAAUAGAAGUCCCUGCGAAAAAUCAAUUAUUUCUUAUUAUGGUCAUUGCACUUACCAAUCUAUGUUGAAUAAGCUACGUAACUUAUGAAUGUUACAAUGUUCUAACUACGACACCGAAUUUGAGGUGAAUUAUUGAAACAUAAAACUUAAGAAAACGACAAGAAAUAAAAAUUUCAAUUGAUUUUCAUUUCUACUUUUUUUUUUCUAAAUACAUUAAUUUAUGUUCACACAGACUUAACAAAUCACCCGACUUUUGAGAUUUAAUUGUAAUUUAGUUUAAUUAAUAUCUAGCUGAUAAUUGUGAAUAAAUGUGCCUUUGAAAGUUGAUUAGAAAUAUUUUCAAACAUUUCAACUUGAAAUUGAAAGAAAUCGUUGAGCAAUAUCUAAUAAAUAAAACAUUAAAACUUUUAAUAAUAAAUGGAAUGAAGGAUGUUACCCAAAACAAACUAAUUGAUAUUUUUUAACUUCAAAUCGCAAUAUGUAAUCCUCAUUUGAUAAUUUUGCCACAUUGUCUAACUUUAUUAGAAUUAAUUUCUUGCUGACAGACAAAAAAUUGAAGAAAACUCAUAAUUUUGUAAAUAGAACAGAAGAUAAAAUUUAAAACAAAGUUUUAAUUUUAUUAAUUGUAAAACAAUUGAAAUAAAGUGAUUAAUGACUUAAUUUGAUUUGUAAAUAUUUAUUCAUUUAACUUAAUUAUAUUUAUUCAGCUGAAAUGGUUUUUAAGAUU